Messenger RNA from Guyanagaster necrorhizus, 832 nucleotides. RefSeq lists its product as uncharacterized. The record is from RefSeq and is a predicted model, not a curated record. NCBI's taxonomy places the organism in Eukaryota, Fungi, Basidiomycota, Agaricomycetes, Agaricales, Physalacriaceae. The coding region runs from base 84 to 587 and encodes 167 amino acids. The transcript has 2 exons.
CGGCGUUGCUGCGACCAGUUAGAAGAAGAAGGUAAUACAGCCCUCCCCUUGUCGCCUCUGUUUUUUUUUUGUCUCCCGAUGGUAUGUUAUCCUCGAAAAGAUACUCGGCUUCCCUCUCCUACCCUGGGUCCGCCUCCGUCUCUUACGUAUCCCCCGCUCCUACUCGUAGUCGUCUUAUCCUAAUCGUAGAUGAACGUGCGCCCGUUCAUGCACGCACUUAUCUCUUUAUUCAUUCACGGACAACAGGCUCUAGCCACAUCCCUCGCCUGGAUCCAUUAGCACCUACAUCGCAAAUUCUUCCUCCAUUGCCAAAUGCCCCUCUCAUUCAUGACAUGCAGUUCUGUAAGCUGUUGAUCCAAAUUCCAAUGUUGAUGGUUCAUGGAUCCCCUCUAUCCAUCACCCGUUCUCAGGGCCCUUCCUAUCCUCUCUGCAGGGGUGUGAAAAUUUUGGCCUUGACAACACACGCGCACACCGGUAAUACGCAUAUCAGAUCUCACACGCUCCCAAGACAAGCGUUUAAAGCUAUCGUUGAUGAUGUCCCCUUAACCGCCCCUUCCAACGCAGUCGCGGCGAUUCAAACAAGAUAACCGAUGACCGGUAAUCGCUUUCUGGGGCCAGACCAGGUGUGCGCAUGUACCGCCAUCAAUCACCAAGUGUUCAACAUUUCGAGCGAAAGAACGACAACAGGCUCCUUCGAGAGUCACUUUCGAAUAUUCGAGACAAGGUGCACUUCGCUUGGUCUUCGGCUUGUGAUUGCCUGUUCGAGCACAUGGACCCUCAAAUUCGACGACCCAUGGCCAAAUAUCCAAACAAGUCCGAACCCAAAUCAUAC